Molecule: messenger RNA, 4311 nt
Organism: Carassius auratus (goldfish)
Lineage: Eukaryota; Metazoa; Chordata; Actinopteri; Cypriniformes; Cyprinidae
Product: toll-like receptor 4
Exons: 2
Coding region: 1309-3660 (783 amino acids)
Biological process (GO): immune response; inflammatory response; detection of lipopolysaccharide
Cellular component (GO): plasma membrane; lipopolysaccharide receptor complex
Molecular function (GO): lipopolysaccharide binding; protein binding; lipopolysaccharide immune receptor activity
Source: RefSeq, a predicted model, not a curated record
GGGGGGGUACAAUGGUGUUUUUUGUAUUCAGAGUUGUUUCACAUUGUAAAAGAGAUGGAUUCUCAUGUUAAACCUGGCCAAAGUUGUAAAAAAUAAUUUGGAAGAAUGUCAGAGAAUUUUUGUGCCGAAAAUCUUACUUCCGGGUUGUUACAAAUUUCGACCAGAGGAGAGCGAGACCGUGCACAUCAAUGCACGGCAUCUGGAAAUCGUCGGCAUCGCUGCAUAGGAUUUGUUCGAGAUUUUGGAUGUGAGGGAAAGCCAUAUUCAGCUUCCUAAAGAACCCAGCGUUACACAGGGGAUGCAGUUUGUUUUUUCCAGGGCAGCAACGGAGUGUAUCAAGUGCAUUUGUGUGUUCUCAUCAUUUCAGUGAUUAAUUUUUUAUAAACAAGGCCCAGGUCAAUACUGGAUUUGCAAAUCAUUUGCUAUUAAAAAAUUGAGUGGUCCCAGUGAUAAAAAAACCCCAUUCAUGUAAGUACAACUGCAUCAGAUUUCUGUCUUUUGUUGGAAAUCAGCACAUAAGAAUAUAUGUUAAUGUAUUAUAGCUCUGCCCACGGUAUGCCUCCAGGAGCUCAGCUCUUUCAGAAGAGAAUCGGAAAGCUGUAUCUUUCUUUUAUAAAUAUGAUAAAACUAAAGACUUUUUGGAGAUAUGAAGGUGGUACUACUCUAUAAGUACUCAAGAUUAACUUGAGAUUAAGUGAAACUGUGUAUGUUACGACCCUUUAAGUUUUAUCUGUAUAGUCACAAAAUAUUUAUGUGUUUAUGUUAUAGCAUCCAUGAAAAAGCAUUAGUGUAGAAUUGGUGCAAAUUCAAUUAGGCUCAACUAGCUGUACUAUUAAAAAAACAUCAGUUUGGGAAGGUAUGAGUGCAGCAAGUCCAUUUCAGAACAAAGUAAAGGAUCUACAGGUCUAGAAAAAAAUCACACCAACUAAACAUUAAUAUUACAAUUGAACUAUUCAGAAAGGUAUUUCUUCAUUCAAGAUUUACGAAAUUACGAAAAGCCUACUUCCCUUUGACAUAAUUUCACACAUAGUUUGCCAUUGUUGAAAACCAUGGCAUUUGUUCCUCAUAACUGAUGACAUCUACCAAGGCUGGCUCACAUUUUUAUGACUGGUUGAGAUCACUCAAGAUGACUUUAUUUACUGUAAGUGCUUUCAUUAUAUAUUUUUCCAUAAGUGCUGGAGAAUCAUGCACAAAAGUAAGUUUUUCCCAUUUAAAUCUUCUAUUUAUUGAUUUAUUUUUACUAUUGUGAAAUGUAUUCAUUUUAUUUAUUUAUUUAUUUAGAUUACUGAGAAUCGGUACUACUCUUGCAUGAGAAGAAACCUCAGUUACAUACCAACCAGUAUACCUUCUUCUGUUCAAACUCUGGAUUUCAGUUUUAAUAUUUUGAAACACUUGAAGAAGACUAUUUUCCCUGUUUUGUCUUUCCUGGAAGUUCUUGAUUUGUCAAGAUGCAAAAUCAAGCACAUUGAAAAUGAUACUUUCUACAAUGUGAAGAAUUUGACUACUUUGAUUCUUACUGGAAACCCUAUUACAUAUUUUGGACCUGGAUGUUUAAAUUCUUUACAUAAUCUACAAAGACUAGUUCUUGUGGAUGUUGGCCUCUCAUCAUUACAGCUUCAAAUAAAUAACCUAACCAAGCUGCAGGAGCUUAGAGUCGGGACAAAUAACAUCCAGUCCAUGUCACUCCCUGCAUUCAUGAGCACGAUCAAAGACUUCAGUUUACUUGAUCUACACGCCAAUAAUAUAUCCGUCAUCACAACUGAUCACACUGCUGUGUUGCGAGAGAUCGGCAGAAACAUGACUUUGAUUCUUUCUAGCAAUCCGUUAUUAUACAUUGAACCAGGAGCUUUCAAAGACAUUUAUCUCAGAGAACUGAACAUCCGAUCUGCCUUUGUUUCACCUGCUGCUCAGAAAGCUGGUCUAAAUGCUCUGUACGGUCUUAAUGUAAAAAGGCUCAUGUUUGGAAAGUACAGAAAUGAUUACAAAAUUUUGUCAUCAGAUGCAAACUAUUUAGAUGGUCUUUGCUUUAUUAAUUUUCAUGAGGUAUAUUAUUAUAUGAAAGAAAAACAUGUUGUUCCAGUUAAUAUCUUUCGCUGUAUGAUUAAUGCAACAAUUGUAGCUGUGAAAGGUGGUAUAAUUCGUGAAAUAGCAAAUGUGCCAUUUCUUAAAAUCAAGGAGCUUUAUUUGAUUUCCAAUCAGUUAGAUACUGUUCCAGGCAAAAAACUUGCACAUCUCCACACUUUAGAAAAACUAGUGUUUACAGACAACGUUGCAAUCCAAAUUCCAGACUUCAUAGACAUGCGCAGUCUUCAGUAUGUGGAUCUGAGUUCAAACCAAAUUACAUUAACAUCAUGCUGCUCAUUUUUUUCUAGCACCCCUCAGUUGAGGUAUUUAAAUUUGAGUCUAAAUCCACAAAUCGGUUUUUCUAUAGGACCAUUUGAUGGACUUGAUUCCCUUGAGAUUCUAGAUUUCCAUCAUACAAGGGUUGUGGGUAUGGGACCUUUUUUUUCUAACAUAAAGUAUUUGAGGUAUCUAGAUAUUUCUUAUUCAAGUAUCACCUUUAUUAACAUAUAUUGCUUCUAUGGACUGAAGAAUCUAAAUGUUCUAAAGAUGGCCGGCAGUCAUUUUCAAGGUGAUGUAGCAAGAUAUUUGUUUAAUAAUCUCACUUUUCUAGAGCAUCUUGACAUGUCAUAUUGCCGUGUGGUAGAGUUGCAUCCAAAUUCAUUCAAAAAUCUUCAAAGGCUUAAGCUUUUAAAUUUGAGAGGAAACUAUUUAAUGACUAUAGAUUUUCUGGCCCUCACAAACCUGAAACAAUUAAUUUCACUUUAUGUUGAUAAAAACAGCAUUACUAGCAUCCCACUUCAUGUUCUCCAUUCGUUGCCCACAAACCUUUCAGAGUUGGAUUUAUCCUAUAACCCCAUUGAUUGCUCCUGUUCCCAGACAGAUUUUAUUUUGUGGAUAAUGGAAAAUCAGAAUGUUUUGAAGAAACCAGACAAUAUUUUCUGUAAAACCUUUUCACCAAGUUCUGAUUUUAGAGCAACAGACUUUGAUAUUGACAGCUGUGUGCACAAGAAAAGACUCACAAUCGUUUUAUCGCUAAGUUUUGUUACAGUAGUAGUUCUUUUGUCAUUCUUGGUUUACAGGUUUCAGUUUUAUCUUCAGUAUUGCUGUAUUCUACUGAGAGGCUAUAGAUCACCUGGACAGCAAGAAUGUUCCUAUGACGCAUUUGUGAUUUUCUCCAGCUAUGAUGAAGAUUGGGUCAUGAAUGAACUGAUGGAGAAUCUGGAGAACAGUGUUCCACCGAUUCAGCUUUGUCUUCAUAUGCGGGACUUUCAGGCAGGGAAGUCCAUCGCCUCCAACAUUAUCGAUGAAGGUAUAAUGGGCAGUCGUAAAGUCAUUGUGGUCGUGUCUCAACACUUCAUUGAUAGUGCCUGGUGUCGCUUUGAGUUUGAAUUAGCUCAGUCUCGCUUUAUGAUGGAACGCAAUGCCAACAUCAUCAUCAUCAUUCUGGAAGAUGUGGAAGAGACGAAGACUAAGAAAGUGUUUGGACUUCAUAAGCAUCUGAAAAAGAACACGUACCUAAAGUGGAGCAGAGAUCCUUUGAGUAACAUGAGAUUCUGGAUACGCCUCAGGAAAGCUAUUAUUGCCACAAACCAAUAAUAUUUUUUAACUUUUAAUUCUUGAAUGUAUACGUCAAGAUAGUUUGUCAGAACAGUUUUCAAUUAUUUCACAACAGUUUUGACCUGAUAGUUGUGUAUGUAGUGGCUUUCCUAUGAGUCAGGACAGGGUGCUAAGUUGAUUUUUACUCAUAGGUUGCAAUAAACAAUGUCCACACAGUCAGUAUCUUUACUCGUUAAUUUAUUAAAUAAUACAACAUAAACAAGAAAAAACACAUACACUAAAAACAUGUGGAGCUAUGAUAAGAACCAUAUAUUUCCAUCAGCCAUAACUGUUUAAUACAACUUUAGCUGAAUGCUAAUAUCGCUUGAUGUGAACAGGUGACCUCUAGCCUUCUAGUGGUGAAAAAAAUCAUUACAUUUUGGGUCCUACAGUGUGUAUUUUGAUUAAAUAAACAGGUGCUUCAUUUUUAAACUAUGUAGUUAAAGAAAAAUGUAAUAGUUUUUUUGCCUUUUAAUUUAAUAGGAGAUUUGGUUUUAAUAUUAAAAUGCAACUUUUCAGAAAGGUACUUCUUCAUUCAAGAUUUACAAAAUUAAGCACAAGCCUACUUCCCUUUGACAUAAUUUCACACAUAGUUCCCCAUUGUUGAAAACCAUGGCAUUUGUUCCUCAUAACUGAUGACAUCUACCAAGG